Messenger RNA from Gastrolobium bilobum, 1653 nucleotides. RefSeq lists its product as uncharacterized. The coding region runs from base 1 to 1620 and encodes 539 amino acids. The transcript has 12 exons. The record is from RefSeq and is a predicted model, not a curated record. NCBI's taxonomy places the organism in Eukaryota, Viridiplantae, Streptophyta, Magnoliopsida, Fabales, Fabaceae.
AUGGCUUAUUCAUCAUCAUCUUCGGGUUCUGCAUCGGAUGCAGAGCCUACCGAUCCUAGCAUGUACAUCAUACCGGGGCCUUAUAGAUGGGACAUCCUUCGUAAGAGGACGCAGCGUGCCUAUAUUUCACAACGAGUGUGGAAUACAGAGCAUGUGAGGAGGCUGAAGACCAGGCGUGGGAAACCACCAGGGGGGCCACCUACUGGGGCUAUUCCAGAGGUGGUCACAGACUACCUCACACAGGCUGCAUUUAUCCAUGUUGCCCGGAUGCGACAUAUGCAGAUCGAUGCCCCAUUAAUUAGUGCUCUGGUUGAGAGGUGGAGACCAGAGACCCAUACUUUCCACAUGACGCAAGGUUUAAUUCAGUUGCAAAGUUUAAACCUCAUGAGGUUGUCCAUUAUCGGGCAACCAUGGAUACACUAUGUAGAGAUGAGGUGGUGUGGCAACAUAUAUCGAUUAUCAGUGGCCGGGCGUGACUCCACACCAGCAGUUGACGAGAACUGGAGGCGUAAGCUUCGUCCUUGGAUUGAAAGAUGGCAGGUCAGGGAGCAGCAUAUCGUUCUUCCCCCUCCAUUACUAGGGUUGAUGUCACCUAACCAUGCGUACAUGGAGUGGUACAGAGCGAGGGGAAAAAGAUACAUUUCUCGGAGGGCAACAAAGAUUGGACGAAUGAUUGACGGUCUAGAGAUGCUGUAUCAUGCAACGACUAUGGAGGAGUUUCCUCGCUUCGGCUUAGACUAUAACAUAGAAAAGGGAAAAAUUAAGGGUCAGAAGCUGAUGUUGUCGCUGAGGUUUUGUUUCUCUUCUUUCGUAACUCACAAUUCUUUUACAUGUUCUUCACGGAGACUCUUAUUGUUGGUUCCUUCUCAAAGACACACCCUGUGCAACAGCUCCAGAAAUCUCUAUUGCUGCUGUGUGAAACCCAUUGAGCAAAAUGGGUUUUCUUCUGUUGCCAAUAACCUUCAAUCUUCUUCUUCUUCCUCCUUCCCCAAAGAUUCUCCCUUAUCAGGACUGGAAGAUGCUUUGGUGAGCUAUCUCUUGGGGAAGAAGAAGGCAACGGAAGUUGCUCACAUGGUAUGGAACCAUGUUCUCAAGAAAGGAGACACAGUCAUUGAUGCCACUUGUGGCAAUGGUUUUGACACCUUAGCAAUGCUCAAUUUGGUUGCUGAUGAUUCUCAUAAUGGUUGUGUAUAUGCAUUGGACAUUCAGAAAGAUGCUUUGGACAAGACUUCAAUCUUGCUGGAAGAAUCACUUGAUUCAAAUGAGAAAGAACUUGUCAAGAUCUUCAAUCUCUGCCAUAGUAAAAUGGAGGAAGUUGUUCCAAGGACUGCCUCGGUUAGGCUUGUUGCAUUCAACUUAGGUUAUCUUCCAGGGGGUGACAAAGAAAUAAUAACAAGAUCAGAAACAACAUUACUGGCAUUGGAAGCUGCAAAGAGAAUACUAAUACCAGGAGGACUUAUCAGCAUAGUGGUUUAUGUGGGGCACCCUGGUGGACGGGAAGAAUUGGAGGCUGUUGAAACUUUUGCUGCUAGAUUGUGUGUUGAGAAUUGGAUAUGUUGCAAGCUCCAAAUGUUAAACCGGCCAUGUGCUCCAAUACCAAUUUUCUUAUUCCGAAGAUAAUGUAAACUACCUUGUUACAACACAAUGUUAAUG